CAAGAUUUAUGGGAGAUCAUUGACAAAAGGUUAUAAAAGGAGCCAGGAGGUGGAGAACGAAGAUUCCAUAUCCAACUCAAAAGUAGUCUGUACAAGCCACUUGAAAAACUGAUGGAAAGGCUAAUGCAACUACUUCAAAGCAAACUUGGGAGAUUCUUCAAAACUCUUAUCAAUGAGUUGGAAGUGAAGAAGGUUCACCUUCAAACUUUGCGAGAUGGGUUUAAAGCCUUUCUUAUGAAAGAAAUAAUCUUAUAAUGAGUUGGAAGUGAAGAAAGUUCGUCGAUGGCUGCUUUGUUGUUGAGCUUCUUAGAGAGGUGUGGCGGCGUGAAUCCGAACACCAAAUACCUUUCAUUCAAAGGUGGAUGCUGCCCAUUUUCCGUCGAGAUCUGAUAAUGCUUGAAAACCAGUUCCCAUUCUUUGUUCUGUCGGAAUUGUUUGAAAUCACAAGUAAAAAUGCUACGCCGCCGCCGCCGCCGCAGCGGCCAUGUUUGCAAAAGCUUGCGCUUCACUUCUUUAAUCCUCUGCUGCAAAGAGAUUUUGACACAACACCGCCGAAGAUCGUAGCAACCGGUGAAGGAACUGGAGCAAGGCACUUUCUCGACCUUUUCCGGUCGACCAUUCUUCCGGUGACGCCGGCGAGACGGAAACAGCCCAACAUGAUCCGUUCAACAACGCAGCUGAAAGAAGCCGGUGUCAAAAUACAGAGAGCAAAACAUUCGCAGUUGCUCGAUGUAACGUACGAGGAAGGGGUGCUGAAGAUCCCUCCUCUGUACAUCGACGAUUACAAGGGUACUCUGUUUCGAAACAUGAUGGCAUUCGAAAAAUGCCACCGCCAUUGCCACCCAGAUGUCACAACCUACAUGUUCUUCUUUGAUGGACUCAUCAACUCAGCAAAGGACGUGGGCCUUCUCCAUUACAACGAAGUUCUUCAACAUUCAUUGGGAAGUAACAGAGAGGUUGCUAAACAUGUGAGCACCAUUUGCAGGGAAAUUGAUCGGGUUGCAGACGAGUCGUACUUGUACAUGGUGGCGGAUGAUGCCAAUUCUUGCUUUGCUUCCGUUUAUGCAAAGAUUCGAGAAGGAUUGGUGCACCACUAUUUCAGCAGCUGGCGUGGGAUUCUCAACGAUGGGUGCAAUAUUUGCUCUGUAUCUCACCCUAGUUCAGACUGCAUCUGGGAUUGCCGGUGUCCUGCAACCCUUCUGAAAAGUUGA
This is a messenger RNA of Corylus avellana, 1211 nucleotides long. NCBI's taxonomy places the organism in Eukaryota, Viridiplantae, Streptophyta, Magnoliopsida, Fagales, Betulaceae. The record is from RefSeq and is a predicted model, not a curated record.